Exophiala aquamarina CBS 119918 is the source of this 1596-nucleotide messenger RNA. RefSeq lists its product as uncharacterized. Lineage: Eukaryota; Fungi; Ascomycota; Eurotiomycetes; Chaetothyriales; Herpotrichiellaceae. The record is from RefSeq and is a predicted model, not a curated record. Gene Ontology annotation, biological process: regulation of DNA-templated transcription. Gene Ontology annotation, molecular function: DNA-binding transcription factor activity, RNA polymerase II-specific; zinc ion binding. Bases 1 to 1596 code for a protein of 531 amino acids. The transcript has a single exon.
AUGUCCGAACGAGCAUCCGAGCUGGUUGCGAUAUACGGCAGCUAUCCAAUGGCAAAGCAGUUCGCGGGCAAUGACCUGACCCCCGACUUACAAGACGAUGAAGCACCCGCUUAUGACGCUGCUUUCGACCCUGACCCGACCUUGAAGCGGCACGCUGCUUGUGAUGAAUGUAGUAUGACUCAAUAUUCAACCCUAGUCUUCCUCCUCAUUGACAUAGAAUCUGCAGGAAAGCGCAAACUGAAAUGUUCAGGCGAGCCCACCGGAUGUGGGCGCUGCAUCAAGCAACACCUUGUUUGCCAUUACUCUGUUCAGAAGCAGAUGGGCCGUCCAAGAAAGAGACAGAAGACAGAUCAAGAUCAAUCACAACAUGCGCGAGCAAGGUCUCAAUCUCUUCCGACCCAGUCGCUUCCCGAGCCUGUCAUCGACCCCGAAUUGACCGCAAAGUUCUCCGAAAGAGCAGACUUCGAGAACGUUUGUACCGGACCCGUCGCACAGACCAUCAAGAGAGCGAGCAAUCAGAAUUAUAGUAAUAUGCCCAACACAUUCCCCAACAUGCCAUCAUCACAGACCAGUGCCUCUCGCAGCUCUCGCACACCUCCGUACGAUCAGCCGCAAACUCCCCCGGACGGUGUCCCCAUCUCAAAUAUAUCCUACCCAACCGACGCCACGUUAUGGCCCGAUUUCUCCGAAAUGGCCAUGCUGCCAAUGCCGCUGCAAGACCGCCAAACUAAAGAAAAUAUAAUCCUCUUCGACCCCAGAAAUCCCGAUAACCCCUCCAUCUCCUACGAUGCAGACGCGGACCCAUCCACACUCUUAAAUCUGCCAUCAGUGCCCGAGUGCCCAUGCCUGCCGAAUUCGUACCUCACACUCUCUACGCUUUCCACCCUCUCAGCAUUCCCAGUCUCCAGCGGCACAAUAGACACUCUCCUACAAGCGCACCGCACCACCAAGGCCAGUUUACACUGCGCAGUUUGCCCGCAAAAGUUUCAAUCCGGGUCGCAGAACGUCAUGCUGAACAGCGUGCUGAUCAACGUGAUGGCGGACCACUGGCACAGGGUCCGCAAGGCAACGGCCCAAGACCUUAAAAAAGGCUUUGGGUCCAACCCCGACGCGGUAACAGAUAGAUCUCCUUCAAGUGGCGCCAGCGACAGCAGCGACCGCACCACAAUGAGCGUGCACGAAGAACUUGCCUGGCGCACAUUCGGGCACAACCUGAUCCGGGCACACGUGUUCGGCGACGCACCCAUCCCGCAACCCCCAGACACACCCAGUCCCCGUCCCAGCCUUGCCGCCUCCGCCUCGGCGGUGACGCUUCUCUCCGCACUGUCUACCUUUGAAAGGCGGCAAAAGCAAUGGCACGGCCAGGAGCAAUGGACGGGCGAAUUCCCCAAGCGCUUCUCCACGGACCUGCAGCGGGGCUACACCGUGGGCAUGACGCUCGAGGAAAUUGAGCGGUGCCAUCAGCAAGUACAGCUGGAGAAGGAGGGCAGCCACGGUGGCGGCGACACUGACGCUUUCCUGUGUUUGAAGAUUGUCGACGCAGGAAGGCGCAUUGUCAUGAGCCUUGACACGAAGCCGCCGACGGUAGAAGUUUGA